GAGGUGGAUCGACUGGAGCAGCUCCAGAGCAAACUCCAGACCUACUCAAUGUUUGGAUUGCCAAAGGUGCCACGGCAGCUCUCCUUCCACCAGGACUCCUGGGAGGGGGAGGGGGAGGAGGAGAUCGACCUAUCCCUAGAGGACAGCUGGCAAACGCUACUGGACAACUCAGAGACGCUGACAAGACGCCAGUUCCACCAGCAGGAAGCAAUAUGGGAGCUGCUGCACACAGAGGCUACCUACAUAAAGAAACUCCGAGUCAUCACUGAUGUAAGUGCAAAGAAUGCUUUUGUUGUCUCUUCACGCAUAUCUAAAUUGCCUACUGU
Neolamprologus brichardi is the source of this 326-nucleotide messenger RNA. NCBI's taxonomy places the organism in Eukaryota, Metazoa, Chordata, Actinopteri, Cichliformes, Cichlidae. The record is from RefSeq and is a predicted model, not a curated record.